AAAUUUUAGAUUGCAAUAUGGUUAGAGAAACAAAACUUUAUGACUUAUUAGGAGUUUCACCAUCUGCUAGUGAAACUGAAAUAAAGAAAGCUUAUAGAAAAUCUGCAUUGAAGUAUCACCCUGAUAAGCCAACUGGGGAUGCUGAAAAAUUCAAAGAGAUUUCCGAAGCGUGUGAGAUUUUAUCUAAUCCUGAUAAAAGACAGGUUUACGAUGAUUAUGGGUUAGAAGCUGCUAGAGGUAAUGCUCCUGCUGGUGGUGCUGGAGGAAAUCCAUUUGCUGCUGGCGGAGGGGCUUCUCCGUUUGGUGGGUUUAGUUCUGGGUCUUCCUUUUCUCAGAAUGACGCCUUCAAUAUCUUCUCCCAAAUGGGUGGUUUCGGUAUGGGAGGUGAUGAUAUGUUUGGUUCAGGUUUUGGUGGGUCCAGUUUUGGUGGGUCCAGUUUUGGUGGUGGUGGUAUGCCUGGUGGGUUUGGUGGUGCCGGUGGUCGUUCUGCUCGUUCUCGUCCGGAACCGGAUACCGUUACCAUGACUUUACCAGUUUCUUUAGAAGAUUUGUAUAAAGGUGGAGUUAAAAAAAUGAAAUUAAGUAGAAAAGGUAUUAGUGGUGCUAAAGAAAGUAAGGUUGUUGAAAUUACUAUUAAGCCAGGCUGGAAAGCUGGUACUAAAAUCAAUUUUGCCAAUGAAGGUGAUUAUCAACCAGAGUGUCAAGCAAGACAAACUAUUCAAUUCGUUUUGGAAGAGAAAUCUCAUCCUAUUUUCCAAAGAGAAGGUAACAACUUGAAAAUGGUUGUUCCUUUAUCUUUCAAAGAAUCUUUAUUGGGUUUCGAUAGAGAAGUUACCACCAUCGACGGUAGAAGAAUUCCCUUUUCAAGAUCCUCUCCAAUUCAACCAAAUUCUUCCACUACUUAUCCCGGUUUAGGUAUGCCAAUUAGUAAAAACCCUGGCCAGAGAGGUGAUUUGGAAAUUGUUUUCAAAGUCGACUAUCCAAUUUCAUUAACCCCUCAACAAAAACAAGCCAUUAAUCAAAACUUUUAAUCUUUAUUAAUGACAUAUGACAUGAAUGAUCCCAAUGCAUU
This is a messenger RNA of Hyphopichia burtonii NRRL Y-1933, 1072 nucleotides long. RefSeq names its product type II HSP40 co-chaperone (gene SIS1). The record is from RefSeq and is a predicted model, not a curated record. The coding region runs from base 18 to 1031 and encodes 337 amino acids. The transcript has a single exon. Gene Ontology annotation, cellular component: cytosol. Gene Ontology annotation, biological process: translational initiation. Gene Ontology annotation, molecular function: protein-folding chaperone binding. Lineage: Eukaryota; Fungi; Ascomycota; Pichiomycetes; Serinales; Debaryomycetaceae.